UAGAGAGCACACUUCGUUCAACCUUUGCACAACAUUUCUCCAUUUUACAGACAAAGCAAAACAAAAUGUAGUUGAGGCAGAUUUGAAAUUUGAGAGCGGACAGACAGCAGGUGAACUCGCUGAAGUAAGAGGAAACUACACCGACAGGUGACCAGGCUCGUUUGACUGCAGCAAGACGACGCAGGCUCAUAUUUCAACUUGGAUGAUAAUGCUGCCACCACCUUUCACUUGUUACUGAACCCAGGAGUGUCCUGUCACUCAACCUUGCCACCUAGUGGAGCUUUGAAGGUUUAACUCCCUCCUGGUCAACAAAAAUCUUCCAGACAACUACCUCCCUCAUCUGGGGAGAUGCCUGUCCUGCAACAUUCCCCUCUGAUCUCAUUUACCUUUUAUCUGCUUAAGGCAAUACAACACUAGGCAGCGUUGCACAUUGUGAAACAUCGGUUGGUAAAGAAAAUUAAAACCUCCUUUCCAGCUUCAGUUACAGGAGGUCAAAAGCUCUCAAUUUGCAGGUCACAAAAACUGAUCUUUCACUGACACGUGUGAUAUGUACCCAUGAUCCAUGGCUUCAUGCUAGAGUUGAUGCUGCCCCAAAGCAAGAGCAUCUAACAAGAAAGAAAUUGAGCCACACAGGAGAAGUCACUCCCCAAAAGAGACGGCAUAAACAAGAGCAAAGCCAGAUGGAACCGUCAUCAAACGGCGUGCUCCCUACCGUUACACCAAAUGCCACACAAAAUGCCACUUUGGCAAGCCAGACAGUCAAAUACCAGAGUCACAACUGGGAGUUCCUGGUGGCUGUCCUGUGCACAGCCAUCUCUGUCUCCAUUCUCAUCGCCCUCCUGGCUAAAUGCCAGGUGGUCCGCCGCUACCUGGCCAGCUACAGGCACACAAGGCUGACGGAGACAGACUCCGUCAGCCAGUAUGACCCAUCAGGCCUGGAAGUGGAAUUCGCCAUGCAUGGGGGACGUGGAAUUAACCCUCACUGCAUCCCACCCGGGGGCGAGGAAGACGAUGACGGCUUCAUUGAGGACAACUACAUCCCAGCCAGUGAGAGAGCGAGGGCUGAAAGAGCAGCGGAGAACAUGGAGGACACAGAGGACACAGAGGAAGAGAUGGAUGAAAUUGAAUUUACAAUCGCUUAGCAGGACUGUCUCUACACCUCCUCGGCUGUCGUAUAAACCCCUCAACCACCGACUCCACUCCCAACUUUUCUUUAUUCUUGAGUAGGAUUCAUAUUGUCAAUCACAAAAUGGGUAAAAAAAAAAAAGUUAGGAAAACAUAAAAAUGUAAAUACCAGUGGUCAAGUGUCAUUUUAAGGCAGCACAGAAUGAUGUAAUGCAAGGUGCAUUAUUAAAGCAGUAUA
This is a messenger RNA of Sebastes umbrosus (honeycomb rockfish), 1363 nucleotides long. RefSeq names its product chromosome 5 C1orf210 homolog (gene c5h1orf210). The transcript is spliced from 4 exons. The record is from RefSeq and is a predicted model, not a curated record. The coding region runs from base 681 to 1142 and encodes 153 amino acids. NCBI's taxonomy places the organism in Eukaryota, Metazoa, Chordata, Actinopteri, Perciformes, Sebastidae.